Molecule: messenger RNA, 2763 nt
Organism: Stylonychia lemnae
Lineage: Eukaryota; Ciliophora; Spirotrichea; Sporadotrichida; Oxytrichidae
Source: the annotation of a GenBank genome assembly
AUGGAAAGAUUAAAGAAAAAGAUAUGCUGCCAGUUAUUUAGCGAUUUUAACGGAAACUAAUAUCUACUGCCUCUUAAAAGUUAAAUAGUCAAUGCCAGAAUAAUGAAUUCAAUAGCAACAAUAGAAAUAAUCUAGAAAUUCUUUAAUGAUACUGCUCAACCCUUAGAAGUAACUCUUAAUGUACCAAUUGAAGAAGACUAUGGAAUCGGAAAACUUAUGAUUCAAAUUGAUGAAAAAGUCAUUGAAGGCAGAAUAUUAGAGAAAUAAAAAGCUUAAGAGAAGUACGAAGACGCAGUUGCUUAAGGUCACACAGCUGUAAUGGCUUAAGAGGACGACUAAAAAGAUGAAAUCAUCAAAUUGACAAUAGGUAACCUUUUGCCAGGACAAGAAGCAACAUUACAUCUCUAGCUCCUUAAUAUUUUGAAGAUUGAAGGAGCGGCAUAUUGCCUAAGAGUACCUUUGCACUACUUCCCAAAUUACAGCUCAGUUUAAAACUAAUACAGCUAUUAAUUCUUUGUUGAAAUCCAUUCUGACUCCCCAGUUACAUAUUUAAGCUAUCCAAACAAUUCAAAGUUAAUUAAAACUACUUCUGAUGAAAACUUACUUCACAUUAAAAUUGAAAAAGCUUAAGAUAAUGUACUAUGUCUUGAGAAUGAUUUGGUGGUAUACUACAGGACUAAUGAUAUGGAAAGUACUGUACUCUACUCUCAAGAGUCAGAUAGCCAUCCUGAUUAAGUAGCAGUUAUGGUUUCUUUUGUUCCUAGUUUCAUUGAAUCGACUGUUGAAAGUCCAUCUUUGGAGACAUUUGAAGAGGAAAUGCCUGAUCCUUAGGAUGAACCCAGAAGUGGAUCAAUGUCAGGUGGAAAGAUGACAACAACUGUUGAGGCUCUUAAACUUUUUCUAAAAUCUUUGCCUCCUAGGUCUAGCUUUGAAAUUAUUAGUUUUGGUUCUGAAUACAAAGUUUUCUCCGAUUCUACUACUGGUUUAGACUACAAUGAUUAAUCUAUGGAUAGCGCUAUUAGAACUGUAUCUUAAUUCAGUGCUAAUAUGGGAGGAACCGAGAUCUACAAGCCACUUGAAUUCGCUAUUUAGAGCAUUACUACAAAACUUUAAAAGAGAAUAUUUAUGCUAACUGAUGGAGCAGUAGAAAACAGGUAGAGAGUCAUAGAAUUAGCUGAAAAAUGUCCCUUUGAUAUCAGAAUACAUUCUAUUGGUGUUGGAAGAGAUUGUGAUGUGAAACUUGUUUAAGAGGUUGCGAGAAAAGGUAGAGGAUCCUGCAGUUUAGUCCUUGAAAAUAAAGACCUGAAAACUAUUGUAAUCUAAGCCCUUGGCAGAGCAAAAGAUCCAUCUUAUAGCAACUUCAAAUUAUAUCUUGCCCCCUAAGCAAGCAUUUGCGUUAACAACAUGAAACAUGACUUUACAAACACAACUGGAAUAGAAUUAUUCAGGAAUGAAAUCUUUUUAAUGCUUUCAAUAGUCUCUAAGAAAGACUUUUCAAAACUUAAGCUAAAAGCAUCAAGUGAUAUUCAUCCAGUCUCAAAUAAGGGGAUAAAUCAUGAAUGGACUAAAGCAAAUUUCAAAUAAUUAGAUAAGGGAGAAGAACUUUUCAAAAUUGCUGCUAGAAUGAAAAUUAAUGAACUCUCUAACCCAAUAUCGCGAUAUGAUAGCAUAGACAUAAAAAGUAUACAAGAAAAAUCCUUAAAAUACUAAGUUUUAAGCAAGCAUACUUCAUUCUUAGCAAUUAACAAGAAUGAUGAGAAGCCUGUAGGAGAACUUAGAUAAGUUUAAUUAUAAAACCAAAUUUAGUAACUUUAUGAGUUAGAGGAAAAAAGCCAAAUGUUUUGUUAGUCUUCAAGUAAAGGAUUUGCAGUUAAGAAAAAGAGUAGUUAGCCUUCAUUGCUUGGUAUGAUUGGUAGUGGUAUCAAAGGAUUGUUUAAUAUAGGUAGCUCUAAAUAGUCUGCUCCUACAUCAAACCAAAGAAGUUUUAAUGUGGGCUCUGCUCCAAAGUCUUCAUCUUUUUAGAUGAAUAUAAGAGGAUCAGCUCCAAUAGAAAAAUCAGCUCAGAUUUAAAGUUAAUCUACAAAUUAUAAAGCAAAAGGCAAGAGAAUGAAGAAGAUGGCAGCUGCUAUUAAAGAAUAAUCUGAGGACGAAGAAGAACAUGGUAGCUUCUAAGGUUUUGGUUUUAGUUCAAUUGCCCAUUCUCAAGAAAAUUUUGAAUCAAUGAAAAGAUCUAAAUUAUUUGACCAAGAAGAAGAAAAAGAAAUGCCAAAAAUGGCUAUGAUGAAAAGAGAAAUGAUGCCGCCACCUACUAUGAGUAGUAUCAACCCACCUCCUCUCUAAAUUCCUACCAUUGGGAUAAUGCCUCCAGGUGCUCCUCCUUAACGAUAAAUGAUGCAGUCAAACAUUCCUCCUUAAAUUUAAAAAAGCUCAAUGAUGAGAUAAUCGAAAACAUAUGAUGAUUUAAUUAUGGACUAGACAAGUUUAGGGUUUUGGAAAAAUAUCACGAUUAUUUAAACUUUCAUUGAGGAAGAUAUACUUUCCGAUUAAGCUUUGAUUUCAGAGAUUAAGCAAUUGAUUAAGGAUUAGGAUGCUUUUGAGUAAGUUUGGAUUACAUUGGUAGCUCUCUACAUUUUAUAAAAGAAAUUUAAUUCUAAAAAGAAUGAAUGGGAGUUAUUAGCUCAGAAGGGCAAAGAUUAUAUUAGAUCAUUUGGAUUACAGAAGCCAGACAAUUAUGUCAAGAAAAUAAACUAUAAGGUGUUAUGA